Closterium sp. NIES-67 is the source of this 2816-nucleotide messenger RNA. The record is from the annotation of a GenBank genome assembly. NCBI's taxonomy places the organism in Eukaryota, Viridiplantae, Streptophyta, Zygnematophyceae, Desmidiales, Closteriaceae.
UGACGUGGCUGCGAAUGCCUUCACUGGCGCUCCUGCCACGAUCAUCAACCGCCUCUCCUCGCUUCAACCUGUCUCGCAACUACUUCACUGGUCUCAUCCCCUCCCUCCCCUCCGCAACUUCUCUCCUCUCGCUCGACUCUCCUCCAACUUCUUCUUUGGCUCGGGCGUCCCCCUCGACUCCUCCGGCGCCCCAAUCUGCCCCUCGCUCUUUCUCACCGUCAACACAGCCGAUAACUGCCUCACUUUUGACCCCUCGGCGUGUGACGGUGGUGGUAGUAGCGGUGGUAGUGGCAGUGGAGAUGGGGCUGUUGCGACUAGAAGCGUGGGUAUGAGCAGCGGUGGUGACAGUGGCGCGAUAUGGAGCGCUGCCAGUGACACUAGUAGCGGGAGUGGUGAUGGGGCUGUUGCGACUAGAAGCAUUGGUGUGAGCAGCGGCAGCAGCAGCAGCAGCAGCACGGCCAGUAUUGCUGCUGCCGAAGCCUCUCCUGAUAGCACCACUGCUGGUGAUCUUGCUGUCUCCUCUCCCCAUGUCCUUGCCCACCUGGCAUCCCAUGAAGGCAAAGAGAGCGCGGCCUUUCUGGGGCACACAGAAAGGGAGGCCUUUUUGGGGCACUCAGAGCGGAUGGCCAUGCUGGGAGACAGGGUGGAGAGGAAAGGAGAGCAAGCAACUUCUGAGGCGCACGUCGUUCUUGAAGGCACCGAGCCUCGCUCGCGCGCCCAUCUGGCAUCGCAUGAGGACAAUCAGAGGGCGGCCUUUUUGGGGCACACAGAGAGGGCGGCUAUGCUGGGAGACAGGGGGAAGUGGGAUCGAGAGCUAUCAAAUUCUGAGGCGGGCGUCUCUCUCGAAGGCACCGAGUCUCUCUCGCGCGCCCAUGUGGCAUCGCAUGAGGACAAGGAGAGGGCGCCCUUUGUGGGUCUCACAGAGAGGGUGGCUAUGCUGGGUGACAGAGGGAAGCGGAAAGGAGAGCAAGCAGCAUCUGAGGCGCACGUCUCUCUCGAAGGCACCGAGCCUCUCUCGCGCACCCAUCUGGCAUCGCAUGAAUCUGGAGAAAGGGAUACCUUUUUGGGACACACCGAAAUUGAGGCCUUUUUGGGGCACACAGAGAGGGUGGCGAUGUUACGGCGCGAGCGACAGCAGGGAGGGCAGCGAGUAACUGCUGAGGCGGUUCAGGAGUCCUCUUCCCCCCCCCACGUCCGUGCCCACCUAGCAUCCCUCGAGGCUGGAGAGAGGGAAUCCUUUUUGGGACACACAGAGAGGGUGGCGAUGCUAGGGCGCGAGCGACAGCAGCGAAAGCAGCAAGUAACUGCUGAGGUGGUUCAAGAGUCCUCCCCCUCCCACGUCCUUGCCCCCCUAGCAUCCCACGAAGCUGGAGACAGGGCAGCUUUUUCGGGGCACACAGAGAGGGUGGCGAUGCUAGGGCGUGAGCGUCAGCAGGGAAAGCAGCAAGUAACGCCUGAGGCGGCUCAGGAGUCCUUCCCCCCCCACGUCCGUGCCCACCUGGCAUCCCACGCUGAGGAGGAGGAUACGAGGGCGCUGUUGGGACAUGAAGAGCGGAUGGCCAUGCUGAUGCAUGCGGGAAACGGGGAAGACCAUAACGAGGCACCUUUUAAAGAGGCACCUUUUAAAGAGGCACUAUCUGGACUUGAAGAGGUGAUGGGCCGGAUGGGAGUGAUGAGGCACGGGGGGCGGAGGAUACAACAUGCCCGGAUGGGUCUUGAGAGGAUGGGUCUUGAGAGAGUGGGUCGAAGAGGGAUUGCAGGAGGGGGGGUGAGGAAGACAGGCGGUGGUAGGUGGAUUAACCACAGCAUGGGAGGCGACCUGCUGGGCCCGUUGCAUAAGGGCAACCGCAGAGGCAACAGCAGAGACAACAGCAGAGACAACGGCAGAAGACGCAGAGAAGAGUGGGUUGGGAGAAAGCGAAGAGGAGGGAGAAGCGUUUGGGGGAUGAGUGUGGGUGAGGGCUCAGAUGAAGCAGAAGCAGCACAGGAAGAGGGGGGAGCAGAGGAAGAGGAGGCAGGGAAGGGUGAUGGGACUUAUGAGUCAACUGCAGAGGCAGGGAGGUGGAAGGGUGAUGGGACUUAUGAGCCGACUGCAGAGGCAGGGAGGUGGAAGGGUGAUGGGACUUAUGAGCAGUCUGCAGAGCCGCUGGAGCAUGCACGGCGCUUGGCAGUGAUAGCAGCAGGUCGAAUUCGCAAGAAGAAACCGCAAAAACAGCCACUGCCACCACCACGACCACAAGCACCACCACCAUCACCACCCCCUCCUCCUCCUCCCUCCCCCCCUCCAGCUGUGACAGUACAGAGUGUGAUUCAACCGCAGCGAACGGCAGCCCAGUGCCAGAGCUUCUGUGGAACGAGUUUCAGCCAAACAGGGGGGGCGCUGAGCAACGCCCAGUGCGGCUUUGGCGCGGGCACGUGCCUGGCUUCAGUCGCAUACUCUGGGGAGAAACCAGUGAAAGGAGGGCGGGCGGGGGCAGGAGGGCAGAAGCAGCAGCAGCAGGUGCCGGUGGUGUUCGGAUGCAGUUGCUCCUCCUCGAGAUACUUUGUUUCGGCUGAUCGCAUGUCGUGCAUUGAGAAAGGUAAUGGGGUGGCACGUGCUGCAAAAGGUAAUGGGGUGGCAUGUGCUGUGUCUCUUCUGACUUGCGUUCACUUCAACAGUCAUGUCGCUAUGACCUUGUUUGGUUUAACUCAACAGUCCUGCCGUGUCGCUAUGAUCUUUCACCCUGCGGCCCUCCUAAGCCAUUUGUGAUCCCACAGUGCCAGGCAUCCACACUGCCCCAUAUCGCCCCUCGCAUAGUAUUAGAAUUGCCUUGCAC